AUGCUGACUGUGCUGCGGUUGCACCUUCCGUCCGAUAUUCCUAUUGUUGGGUGUGAGCUGACACCGUAUGUGCUAUUGAGACGCCCGGACAAGCCAGUUAGUACUGAUGAUGUUACCGAGUCCAAUCCCGUGGACGGUCAUUUCUUGAGAUAUAAAUGGUACCGUAUACAAAGUGAUAAAAAAGUUGCAGUCUGUAGUUUCCACCCAUCCGAACAAGCUACAUUACAGUGCCUUGGUUGUUUGAAGGCCAAAAUACCUGUUGCUCAGAGUUACCAUUGUUCUCCUAAAUGUUUUUCAGAUGCAUGGCAACAUCAUCGUGUUUUACACGAGCGUGCUGCUAGUGCUGGAAAUGACAAUGGAAAUGAGGAGGAAGAAGUUUUUGGUCGUUUCAACAGUACAGGUAGUACAGGAUCCGGCAUUGUAAAUGUGAACUUAUCAGGGUCUCAAUCAAGCUUCAGCUUGACAAAUGGUGACACACCUCUGUAUCCGCCAACAGUUACUCAGAGGAAUGGUGGUGAAACAUGGUUUGAAGUUGGCCGUUCCAAGACAUACACACCAACAACUGAUGAUAUCGGACAUGUCCUUAAGUUUGAGUGUGUUGUGGUAGAUGCAGAUACAAAAUCACCUGUGGGACAUUCUAAUUCCAUAUUAACGUCCCGCGUAAUUCCUGCUCCAUCUCCCAGUCCCCGGCGUCUGAUUUCAGUUAGUGGAGUUGAUGUUCCUGGGCAUUUAGAUAUGGAUGGCCGCAUUUCAUCUGCAGGGACUUUUACUGUGCUCUCAUACAACAUUUUAUCCGAUGCAUACGCUACAAACGAAUUAUACAGCUAUUGCCCCUCUUGGGCUCUUUCUUGGCCUUACCGCAGGCAAAACCUGUUACGUGAAAUAGUUGGCUACCAUGCAGAUAUUGUUUGUCUUCAAGAGGUUCAAAGUGAUCAUUUUGAGGAAUUUUUCGCACCUGAGCUGGAUAAAUAUGGAUAUCAAGCUUUGUUUAAAAGGAAAACAGCAGAGGUUUUCAGUGGAAAUAUCAACACUAUUGAUGGUUGUGCUACUUUCUUCCGCCGAGAUAGAUUUUCACAUGUCAAGAAAUAUGAGGUUGAGUUUAACAAAGCUGCACAAUCUCUGACAGAUGCUGUGGUUCCAACUGCUCAGAAGAAAACUGCCCUAAAUCGAUUGGUCAAGGAUAAUGUUGCCCUAAUCUUAGUGCUAGAAGCGAAGUUCAGUAACCAGGGUGUUGAUAAUCCGGGAAAGAGGCAGCUUGUUUGUGUGGCAAACACGCACGUAAAUGUGCAUCAAGAUUUGAAAGAUGUCAAGCUUUGGCAGGUUCACACACUGUUGAAAGGAUUGGAAAAGAUUGCUGCAAGUGCAGACAUCCCAAUGUUGGUGUGUGGAGAUUUCAAUUCAGUUCCUGGAAGUGCUCCUCAUGCUCUCCUUGCCAUGGGGAAAGUUGAUCAAAUGCAUCCAGAUUUAGCAGUAGACCCACUUCAAAUUCUUCGGCCUGUUAGCAAACUGACACAUCAGCUGCCACUGGUAAGUGCGUACUCAUCCUUUGCAAGAGUUGGUGUUGGUCCUGGUCUAGAGCAGAGAAGGAAAAUGGAUCCUGCAACAAAUGAGCCCCUUUUUACGAACUGCACCAGAGAUUUUAUUAGUACUCACGAUUACAUAUUCUACUCAGCGGACUCCUUAACUGUGGAGUCACUGUUGGAGCUCCUGGAUGAGGAUAAAAUAGACGAUGACACUGGGUUUGGCCUGAAGACGAAUUUUAAAAACAGUUGGUCUAACUAUUCAAGGACAGAGAAAAGUGGUUGUAAGAAUGUUGAAUCAUUCUUUCCUGAUCAUUUCCUAGGUGUAUCCCUAGUGGUAUCGUUAGAUUUUAGCUCCUUUUGUAUCCAUGCCACCUAUCUCAAAGAAAAACUUAUUGUGAUAUCUAUUUAA
This is a messenger RNA of Fraxinus pennsylvanica, 1932 nucleotides long. The record is from the annotation of a GenBank genome assembly. Lineage: Eukaryota; Viridiplantae; Streptophyta; Magnoliopsida; Lamiales; Oleaceae.